UAAAAAGAUUCAAUUGGCACACGACUCGGGUUAGUCAAGCCCGUGUGCAAGCGUGUCGUAACCGGUUGGUGUAGUACUUCCAUAGGCAUAACACACGAUUUWAUUUCUUCUUGAAGCGGCCUUGUCAAAAAUUGUACAUUUUACGCCAGAAAUGAAUACUGAAUUACUGAAAAAUAUGUCCCCUACGAAAGAAAGUCUUAAAAUGGAUUCCAAAAAGGCUAAAAAGCCCCAAAUGGAAAAGUUAAGAAGAGCAAGAAUCAACGAAAGUCUUAAUGAGCUUAAAUCUCUCGUUUUAGACGCUAUGAAGAAAGAUGUUUCAAGGUAUUCAAAAAUGGAGAAAGCCGAUAUACUCGAAAUGACUGUAAAAUACCUAAGAGAAAGUCGCGAUAAACACUCUAAAACGGCUUCGGACUCGUUAACGAUGGCCAAUUACCGAGCAGGAUUUAACGAAUGUGCAGCAGAAGUGGCCCGUUAUCUUAUGUCAUUAGAUAACGUAUCCGAUGAACUGAGAGCUCAUCUACUAUCUCAUCUGUCAUCCUACUACUCUUCGCAGGCACAGCCUAUGAAAUGGACAGGGCCACGCGCCAACGGUGUGGCUUACUCGCCUCAAAUGCUCAGAUUACCAACAAAACUAAACCAAACCGUUUCUACUUUUCCGAUUCCAACCGCAAAACCAACCACGGAAAUGAGUUUCUCGUCAACUUUACCAUCGCCCCCAUCUUCUCCACAACAGGAUGGUGGCUUAAUGAGACUCACAGGACCGUCCAAAGUGUUUCUUAGUAAUGGUAUGCCGGCUCUACUUGUCCCUAAUGAAGGUGUUCAGCUACUGCCGUUAUCAUGGCAAAAUCCGCAUUCUGUUUUUAGUGAUUCUUUCAAUUGGAGACCAUGCAUUUGGUAAAAUUGACUCGAGUGUUUUCGAUCACGAAAGUGGAACGAAAACGUGGUUUAGGGCAUUGCAAUGACCUUGAACAUGCAUCGCAGGCUAUGCAUAUAGACUGACAUGAAGCAACUCGUCCCUUGUUUUGACUGCAAAGAGGCAAUAAAUUGUAUUCCACGUGUAUUAGUUCCUGAAGCGCAUUUGCAACUCACAAACAAAUAUUCAAUAGCACGCUUUUUCACAAAUGCAGCUCUGAAUGUGCAUUUUUUCCUGUAAAUUUUAUAAAUGCAUGUAAAAUAGCAAAAAAAGAACAUGUGUUCUUAUUUGAAAUUUAAUAAAGGAUAUGUAUUAUUUGGUCAGAAAAUAAGCGUAACAUAACGAUAAGAAAAUACUAUUUUUUAUUUGUAUAUAUUUGUUAGGAUAAACUAUUUUGCCGAAUGUAUAUUCCAAAUUGUAAAUAAACAACUAAUGUUUUCAAACAAAGAAUGUUCAUUGUCC
This is a messenger RNA of Exaiptasia diaphana, 1375 nucleotides long. RefSeq names its product transcription factor HES-2. Gene Ontology annotation, molecular function: DNA-binding transcription factor activity, RNA polymerase II-specific; protein dimerization activity; RNA polymerase II cis-regulatory region sequence-specific DNA binding. The transcript has 4 exons. Bases 152 to 898 code for a protein of 248 amino acids. The record is from RefSeq and is a predicted model, not a curated record. NCBI's taxonomy places the organism in Eukaryota, Metazoa, Cnidaria, Anthozoa, Actiniaria, Aiptasiidae. Gene Ontology annotation, biological process: regulation of neurogenesis; regulation of transcription by RNA polymerase II; anterior/posterior pattern specification. Gene Ontology annotation, cellular component: nucleus.